AUGUCGCUCGAGAGUGGCGGAUAUGUCCUGAGCUGCCAGCUCCGCGGGCACGAAGACGACGUUAGAUCCUUUCUCCGCUGGAGACAAGAUUUUGAUUGCCGAUUCUCGCCAUAUGGCACCGAUUUACUGCUUGCGCGGCCGCUACUUCAGUAUCAUUUCGUGUUGUUCUUCGUUGUCGCAGUUUUUGAUGGAUUCCUUUAUCAUUGGGUCACCAGGUCCGCGGUAUCUGUGUGUGUGACGUCGCUGGCAUCGCGACCUCGUCAAGAGACCGGACAGUGAGGUUUUGGUCACCUGAUCCCGGCAAGAGUCAUGGUUACGUUCUAUCGAAGACCCUGGUAGGCCAUUCCAGCUUCGUCGGUCCCCUGGCUUGGAUCGCUCCUAACGACAGUUUGCCAGAGGGAGGGAUUGUAUCUGGUGGGAUGGAUGCGCUCGUUCUGUUGUGGGAUCUGGCGAAGGGAGAAGUCGUAGAUACUAUGAAAGGACACCGGAUGCAGGUUACUGGUCUUGCGGUGGCCGAGAAUGGUGAUAUUAUUUCGUCGUCCCUUGACUGGUACACUUCUCCAGACCUUGAUUUUCUACGAUGCAUAAAUCGUCCGUGGAUUUAUAAAUCGAUGUGUGAAACUUUUCUGGCGUUCAGCUACAGCAUAAUUCGUUUGUUUUGGGAGGAAAUUUAUAAAUCGAUGUAUGAAAUUUAUAAAUCGUUCGUUUUGCUGGCGUCUCACCCAAUGCUUAAUUUGAUCAAACCUUAUAGCACUAUAAGGUGUUGGAGGAAAGGCCAGCUUGUCGAGUUUUGGGAGGCCCACAAGGUAGCUAUUCAGGCGGUCCUUAUGCUACCAUCGGGUGAGCUUAUUACAGGUAUCAAAUCAAUACCCUCACUCUUACUUGAUCUAAUCAAACAAAACACGAAACGUAUAAACGUGGUCGUCAUAAUUUCAGUUUUUCAAAUUUAUGGUGAAUCAUAGUUGAAUCUCAGUGUUGUGAUGGCUUUCACGUUGCAUCAUAUUCCAGGCUCAAGUGAUGCAACUCUUAAGCUAUGGGGAGGAAAAACUUGUCUACGAACGUUUUCUGGACAUGCAGGUUAGUUUCUCAGUUGUUUUCUCGGUAGUAUUGUAUUGUGCUAAAAGGUUUCAUUUGUGGCAUUGCAAAACUCUGCAAAUGGUGAAAAUUAGUCACUUUCAUGUGUUUGAGAGAUAUCUUUAUAUUAAUCAUAUGGAUGAAUUUCAACCUUGUUGCACAGAACUGCGUGCAUCUUGAAAGUUUCUUUUCGUUGUUAGACCCAAUGAUAUUAUGUACAUAGUGUAGAGAUAAAAUCCAUUCCCACAUAAAUGGUGAUUGGAACCUAAAGAAAAAGCCUUAGGUGGCUCUAUUUUUUCAUGUGUGCUGAGCUUGUUCACUCGAUCCUCAGGAAAAAUCUUGUUGAUAUUUACAUAAUUAUGUAUUGUUUAUUUUUAAAAGUGUCCAAGUUCAGUGCACAAGCACAGCUAGUGUGCUACAGAAAAAGCUGUGCAGCCUUUCCUCAGGUUCGUAGAGUCUGGUUUCCCGUUUACCCACAAUGGAGGAGUAAGACUAGUUAUUGGUUUCAGGUUGUCAAAUUGUUAUUAGUAAAUGCAGCUUAGGACCUCGCGCAGUGUUGUUACGGUUUAUAAUGUGUAUUGAUCGGAUAAUUGUCUUGGUACGUGAAAUUUUGCUGUGAGCUUGUUCCCAACUACUUUAUUUGAAAGCCUUUGAUGAUACCACCAUCAUUCUUUGUAUUCUUUUUUCAUUUGAUGUAAAUUUUUUGUCAUAAAAUUUUCUUGCAUUUUCGUUGUAAGUCAUGAUUGCCACAUUUAUUCAUACUAAGGGAAGUGAAAUCAUUGAAAAGAAAAGUUUGAUGCACUUUCAACUUGCAUAUUUUGGUGCCAUUGAUCAAUUCAUCAAGUAGCCAAUCUCAUUCAUUGCCCAUUUUAUCUUAAACGAAAUGUCAUUUUUCAUUUUCUUAAUUUGCCAUUUGUAUGUUUGAAAUGAUUUUUCAGGAGUUCAAUGUGAGUGUGCUUUGAUCUGACUUGAGAAUUCCAUAUCUUGAUCCUUCUUGCAUACCUUACAACAAAAUCCAACUGACUCAUUUCCGUUUAAAUUUUGCAUUAUUUUUCUUCAAAUCAUUAUUAUUUAUUUUUAUCAUCUGAUUCAUGGAAACUGAGCUUAUGGUCACUGGUAGAUUAAUGUUACUUCUAGAUUAAUGGCCGUCUGAAAUUUUAUUUUUUUCCACUUUAGAAAGUGUGUAAUGAUAAAUACUAAUGUUACUCACAUGAUCAAGCCUGCAGAUACUGUUCGAGGUUUAGCAAUGAUGUCUGACAUCGGGAUUCUUUCUGCAUCACAUGAUGGGUGAGCUGUUUCUAUUGCAUUUUCUCGAAGAAAUUUCUCCUGAGAUAGAUUUUGGUUAUUUGGCUCACCAGAUUAUUCCUGUCUCCAGAUUCAUCCAUCAAUCCUGGACAUCCCCUGUGAUUUUCUAACAAUGUUUUUUAAUUUUCCCAUGUCUGCUUGACGACAGCUCAAUUAGGUUAUGGGCUUUGACUGGUGAGGUCUUAAUGGAGUUGGUUGGACAUGCUUCCCUUGUCUACUCUGUGGAUGCACAUAAAUCUGGGCUCAUUGCUAGCGGUGGUGAAGAUCGUUUUUUGAAAAUAUGGAGAGGUAAUUUCCUUGUUUCUAUGUGGAAAUUUACUACUAGUUGUCAGCAUAAUUUUAGGAUGAAUUGAAUAUUUGAUCUGCUGUUGUGGCUUGCCUUUUGUUUUAAUUUGCAUUGCAGAUAUAUUUAGGGAAGCUAUUUCUCUAAUUAGUGCUGCGUCACUAGUGGAUAAUCUCUGACUUCCUUUAUGCCCACUAUUUUUCUUUCACAUCUGCUACUUCGUUGAGGCCGGAGCAUUUUAUCAUUGAAAGGGCGCUUUCGUUUACAUUGACGUUUUGUGAAAGCAUCGGCAUAAAUAGUUUUAUUCUGAAAGGGCACUUUCGUUUCCCACAUGCCUCAUUUUACUGCUAGUGAGAAAGAUCUAUCAAGCAUGUUACAACGUCAGCAGUAGUUAGCAGGUUGGAGUAUCUCCUUGAUUGUAGUCUCUGCAUAUUCGAGCUGGGAAGAAUCCUCUGAAAUAUCCUCUUCACGUUGAAUAAAGUCCAGACGAGUUGGGAAAUAGCUAAGUUUCAUGUGGGAAUGCACUGUUAUUUUAACUAAAAAACCUUUUGGCGAUUAUUUUUUACAUUUUUUUUAAUGGAAGGAAUAGGGUUCUCUAGAAGCAACCAUUUUUCACUCUCUCGCUUCCUUUGCAGGGUUACCAAGGCUUACUCCAUAUAACUAGAACUCCAAUUCCAUUCAUUUCCGCAACUGCAUAGGAGUCAUCUGACUGUGCUAAUGAGUUUCUCUCCUACUACAUAAUGCUCCUGUUUAUUUGAAUUGAGAAACUGGCUCAACAAUUGCAAAUGGUCUGGUCAUCUUGUGAAUUGAAAAGAACAGAUUGAUUAAAUAAAUAUAUUUUAAAUUUUAAUUAUGGCAGUAACUUGCGUUGAAUGAAAUUUGCCUUUGCCAAGUCGUCUCUUUGUAAUCAGUAAAGUAUUGCGUUAUAAUGUUUUUUUGUUAUGGUCAUUUUUUAACUAGGAUAUCUUUUUGCAAAUCAGAUGGUGUUUGCAUACAGAGCAUUGAGCAUCCUGGUUGUGUCUGGGAUGUCAAAUUCUUGGACAAUGGAGAUAUUAUAACCGCUUGUUCUGAUGGAACUGCACGUAUCUGGACGUCACAUAAUGAGAGGUACUCGGAGGAAACAGAGCGUGAAGCUUAUGUGUCUCAGAUAUCUCAGUACAAAGCCAGCAGGUGUGUUCUUUCUGAGAAUGUAGCUGUUUCCAUAUAUAAUCUAGUGGGUUCAUUAUCGUCAUAACUAAAGCUUUUCUUAAUUAGUUAGGUUGUAUGUAUGAUCCUUUCUUUGCCUUUGUCUGAGUCCAGGGCAUUCAUAUGCCAAAAUAUUUGUGGGAGUUCAUGAUGACUAGAAUAUCUGUUAAAAUUAAGAAAUGCUGCUCAUUAAGUUUCUUCAUUCAGGAAGUCAACUAUGAAUCUGAAUCUUCAAAACUGGAUCAUUCAGUUGGGUUGUAGGCUUCUGUAACCCACAUUAGGGAAUGCUGGAUUUUUCCUACCUAGUGCAGGAGUAACAUUCUCCUAUUUUAAAUAAGAAAAUGUCAAAUCAAUGGAGCUUCACGUGUAGUUUCCUAUCACAAUGGAGAAAAAGUAAACUGGGGUCCUCUAAAUGAAAUAGCAAUGUUGAAGGUGUAAACUUUGAGAAUAUCUCAACGUUCCGUGGUAAAUCUUUUCUAUGAUCAUAGUGGAGAAAUAAGAAGAGAAAAGUACAAAUAAACUUGGUAUCCGUCUCUCAAGAUCUUAAAUAGCUUUUAUACCGUAAAUUAGAUAUGCAUUACCCUAGUCACAUUGAUAAGCUUUGACUUAGGUGAAACAGACGUUAUACAAGAAAAGACGAUUGGAAGAUUUAGUCGCAUAUUUUACAUGCAACCAUUUGGGCUACUUGGAUGGAUAGAGAAAUAUACAUUCUAGAAGGAAAACUGCUACAAACCUUAAAAAGUAGAUUUGUUUGAAAGUUAGGUAUUGAGUGAGAUUAGUGUGGAUUGAGGAAAGAACAGUCGGUUAUUUUGGGAUUGCUAUUGUGUUUUCAGUUUUCGUAUAUAACUGAUGUAUAUGAUGUUCUUUAAGAGCUCAUGGAUCUCACUCUUGGCUUGUACUUUUUUAAUUUUAUUUUAUAAUUAUUCCCUGUCUAUUUUUUUUUGAAAAAACCGGGCUACCUGCAUCCUCUUUUCAAUGAUGAAGAAUACUCUCAGAAGAACAUACGUAUUUAUAAACACUUAAAAUUCUAUUGCUUCAGUAAGUUGUAAAAGGUUUAAGGAAACAUAGAGCUCUACUAUAAUUUUUUUUUUUCUGAAAUUACUCUUAAUGGACUUGAGGCUUUCUGAAGUCCAAUGGCAUGGCCUUCUAAUGAAAAUUACUACGAGGGCCUCCACCUAACGAUGGGACUAUUACAUGCUAGUCUACUGAUGUGGUACUUGUUGUGUCAAAGCCUCAAGGGUCUGAAACCUCUGUUGUGGAAUGUGGCGGGAAAACAGACUGUCAGAUAUUGUAACUAGGGGUGGGCGAGUGUAGAAGCCUUUAUAUUGGCCUCCUUACAGAUUCCUACUAUUCAAUUUUAAGACCUUGUUGACGAUUUCUAUUAGACCUUGUCCUACUACUUCUAUAGCACGAUUUCAAGUUCACAACACGUUAUGCAUAAAAAAUUUUAAUUGGUUCUGGUCUCUUGGAUAUUAUGUUCAAUAUUUUCCUUGGGAAAAUUUUGCAACCUUUACUUCUGAAGUACAGAUUUUGAGAAAGUGGUCGUUGUUGUUACAAAUUUACAAUGUGCAAAAUAUCGAGCAAUCUUGUUCCAUUUCUCCUUGAGAAGUGAAAUAGCACAACAUUGUCAAAGAUAGCAUGUGGCUUAUCCUGUAAACUUUGUAAGGGAAGUUUCACCUUCUUAGACGUCUAAUUAGAAUGACUUGGGGAAACAUUCCUCCCUCUAGUCCACUAUACACAAAGCCAUUGCCUCUACCAAAUACAGUAAUAUCUUUUUUAUGGCACAGUGACAUUGUUUCAUCUUCUCAUCAUAUUUUUUCUUGAUGUGUGUCCUUUAUUUAUUUAGGAAGAAGGUUGGUGGAUUGAACUUGGUGGAUCUUCCUGGGUUGGAGGCCUUGCAGAUUCCUGGUUUGUUCACUGCAUAUUUCAUACUUGUUGUGUAAAUCAUCUUUCUGUUAGUAUUUCUUUUGAAAUUUGAUCCAGAUAUCAAGUAGAAUAUAUCUUCUUCUUCUCACCGUUUUUGUUGUCUUAGGUAAGUUAUAGUUGAAAUGUUGAAAUGGUUGUACUGGAAGUGUUUGUACAAAAGCAAAAAUGACUAUUAAAAAUAUUAAAAAUGGCUCUUAUAAAAUUAAUUGUCAAUAUCGUUUUGAUGGAAAUCACAUUCUGUUUUUCAUGAAAAUGAAUUUAGAAUCAGAACAAAUAAAUUCGGAUGAACACUUCCUUCUGACUGGGAGGAUGCAAAUUUCAACAGUCUUUAGAAUGCUUCUUGUAGGCUUCAUUUGAUGAAACUAUUUGAAUGGUCCCAGGAGACAUUAAAAUCAAAGAGACUCCUGCAAAGCAAAAUCCAAAUAACCCAGAAUCACAACACUGGUGGAGAUCGUUUCUUAAUUCAUCUUUUUGAUGAUCACUGAGCCUAUUGUUCAUGCACAAAAUUCGUGUGUGCUCAUCUAAACAGAAAGAAAGAGAUUGCCAUGGUGUUAUAUUAGACAGCCGUCAGACAUUCACAAAAAACCGAUAAAGAGUAAAAAGAAUGGAACCUGUUGGACGAUUAUUUGCUACUGAAUUAGGUGACUCGUGUUCUAAUUGAAGUAUUAAUAUGAUUCAUCAUUGUGUGUUUCUGCACAAUCAAACUAUUCCUUCAUUCUGAAGAUGUUUAUCUGAAUUUCCUACCAUUUUAUUCUCAUCAUUUCUCAACGGAGUUUUUUUGGAAAAACGAAAAGGUGGAUGUACGGUGUAUACGAGAAAAAAAAGACGAAGAUAUUCAUCCAUAUAUAUAUUCGGCUCUGGAAAGAGUAAAAAAGCUCUCUAUACAGAGCCAAAAAGUGUACGCCAGGAGCAUGUAUUUCAUCUAAGAAUUGAUCAUUUUCAAGAUGGUGACCUCACUCCUUGCAUCACAAAAACUCUUGCCAAUUUUCUCACAUCAGGAAAUUGAACAAAAACGGAAUAUAUCCACCAAACUGCACACACUCCCAAAAGUACAGCUAUUCUGUACCUUUCAAAAAGCUCUAAGGGCCAUGUGCAGUAUGAGCAAGAGCAACGGCAGUACAUUAUCCCCUUCGAUUUUCCUGAUCUAUUGCCGUCUUAAUCCAACCACUUUAAUAUCUAUAGGGACGUGGUUCUUAAUGUUAUCAUGCUGAUUAUCAUUUCCCAGUUUCAACGGAGGUUGCAUUACUAGUAAAUGGAAUUAUCUUCAUUUCUAUCUUUCUAGAAUAUUUAGCUUAGUGCUAAUGGUCAUUAUGUUAUGGGUUUAUCCCAUAUACUCCUCACUACUCUUUGUGGGAAGGGUAAGCCCUUACACAUCCAAGCUAGCCUGAUAUGUUCUGAACAUGGGCAUGACAAGGAUUCUCACUCACUUGCAAUACUAGUUGCUAAAUAUGGUUUGCUAAAUCGAUUGUCUCGAUUUGGAGUUAGAGUACACUGAAGGAUUGGAUUCUGCUGUACUUGGUCCAAUCGCAGAACUAUCCUGAUUUUCUGAUCCUUCACCCAGAAUUGUCUCUUUUGAAAUUCUCACUUAUAAUGCCUAAAUUUGUAUUUUCCCCGUUUAGUCUUCUUCUAUAAUGGAAAAUAUUUCUUUUACGUUUAAAUGCUAUGAUAAAAGGCCGCACUUGUGCACACCUUCAGUCUUAUGCUACAAACUUGUCUGUCUUAAAGAGCUUUUGACCACUUUUUCUGUUGGAAUAAGUGCUGCGAAGGUGAUCAAUAGAUGACCGUGAGAACAUUUGGGUUCUUGUUAGGUGUCUGUUUGAAGAUUUUGCUUGUAUCAAUUUCAGCAUUCUCCAUCUGCUCCUCCUUUUUCAUACUUGUUUGCUUUACAAUUCAGGCACGCAUGAUGGCCAGACAGCGGUUAUUAGAGAAGGGGAUAAUGGCGUAGCCUAUUCAUGGAACUCCAUAGAAACCAAGUGGGAUAAAGUACGAACUUUUUUUAAUUAGACAAUAGCGUUCAUUUAUGUCCUGCUCUGAUUUAAAGGUUACAAUACUUAUCCUCGUCGUUAUUCUCCUUAUUUAAGAUUGGGGAAGUUGUUGAUGGGCCUGAGGGAAAUACCAAUCGUGCAAUGCAUGACGGUGUUGCGUAUGAUUAUGGUAGGGGGCUUUUGUUUCAGUUUUAUGGUAUUCAUUUAAUCCCUUUUGUCUGCUAAUUUUUUGUCAAACUUUCCAUUGUGUUGCAGUUUUUGAUGUUGACAUUGGAGAUGGUGAGCCAAUUCGGAAAUUGCCAUACAAUAGAUCAGGUUUCUCUAUUCACCAGAAUUUUAAAUUUUCUGCAGAAGGGAUGCUACUUUCUUGAAAAUCUGUCACAAAUUCUUGUUUCGGUUGCACUUAUUGAAGACGCUUUACACAUGCAAGUCUAUAGAUGUCAAAAUAGGCCACACUUGAAGUUUCCUCCAUGCCAAGGUCUAGUAUGCAUUAAUGAAGAUAUUUGUUUUAGAAACGUAGACAUGUGUAGAAUUUUCAUCUCAUGUUAGCAAAUGCAACUUUAUAAUGCCAUUGAAAAAUGCUACUUUAAAUUAUCAUCAUCUAAAUUAAUGUUUUGGGUCCUUGGUAUGGGAUAGUCCCUUAAGGUUUGUAUCUCACAGCACUAGUGCAACGGACUCAAACCUUCAAGUCUGCUGAUAGUAUCUCUCUGCCAGUUUUUUCGCUUUGAUCGAAUGACUUGGAGUUCAAAAUGUGAAGAAAGGCAUUGUCAAAAUAGCGACCCUGAUGGGAGAUGGGGCAAUUAUUGCUCAGAGAGAAAAAUCACGACAAAAUUUCUAUCUUGAUUUUUUUCCUUUCAUUUUCCAUAUCACCACAUGAGAACUAGUCUCGCAUUUCCUUCAUAGUCUUUCAAUCUUUUUUUCUCAACGUAUACUUCCGUUGAUUUCACCUUUUCAGUAUUUUUUUCCGUGUGUAUUUCAAUUUGUCUGAGCUUUAUCUUCUUUGAGCAACUAUUUAAUUCCACCAGAAAAUAGUCAAGUAUAGCCACUCUGGCAGUAAGUUCCCUUCCUCCAUAUCUUCAGUUUCUCCAUCAACUUUUAUGAUCGCUAAAUUGUCUGAUUCAUGAUUGAAAGUGGUAAAAUAUGAUGAUUCAUCGCGCUUCUGACUACUGCUCGUCCAGUUAUUCCUUGAAGUAGCUUAUGAUGGAAUGACUGUUAUAUCUGAAUAGUUCAACUUUUUCUGUGUAUUGCCUAAAUUGCCAAUGGGAGUGUAUAUAGAAGGCCUACGUAAUCUUUACGUGGCCUGCCUGUAUGAAAUGGCGUUUAAGUAAAUGCAUGCGGUCGAAACAUAUAUUAUGCACGCUACAUCCCUGGUUUCCAAUGCUCAUCUAGUAGUUUCAUUUCAAAUUAGUCUUUGUGGAUUUUAUUGCUCAGGAAUAUGCCUUGUUAAGUUCACAGUCAUGCUUAUGCCUAUUAACUACAUAUUGCUUCAACUUCUGAAACGUAGCCUUGUCCUUUUCCCGUGUGUAUGUGCAUUUAAAAUUUCUGUCACAUGAUGUCUUUUCACAUUUUUCUUUCCCUCUAAAGAGAAAACUCUGUCGGGCCUUGAAAUUUUCCGUUGUGCUUCCAUAUCUUAGUCUUGAAAUCCCUCUUCUACCUUCUAGAAGCCAAUGUAACUUGGAAUUAGAUCAGGUGUUUGGAUCAGUCAUUCCCAAUCUAGUUAGGAUUGGUAUCAGGUCUGCAUAUCUGGGGGGAGUGUCUGAUUUGAGUGCAUGAUGAGGAAAGGUCUAUAAUUACGCUUAUUUGUCUGUCUUCUCCUUACCAUUCUAGAAUCAAGUUGGCAACAUAUGCUUUUAUCUCCCUCCUCAUGCUUAGAAUAAACCAUGGAUUAAACUCGCUCAUAGUCUCUUGGAAGCGAAUCCUAUCGGUUGAAAUUUUCUAACCAUUGAAAAAAUUCCAUAGUUCUCUCCUUCUCUCUCUGAUGCCAAAAACCACCCAUCAUUUUGCGAGAAAUCUUGGAUUGUCUAUUUUAUUUUCCUCUCUGUCAUGUCCCCUUUGCUGCAAAAUAACUUGAACUAGUGCUCACGCAUUGGAUUUCUCUGAUCAAUCUCUUAUCAUCAUACCUUCGUCUAGGCGAAUGGAACUGGCAACUUUACUCACAAUCAUCCUAGACGCUUCAUCUGGCAUAGGCUCAUUUAUGUAUUGACCUCACAGGACCUGGUCCUCCUUUCAUUUCUUUCCAUGCUGUUGUAUUUACCUUGAAAGUAAGAAGCCAGGUAGGGGAUGUUCCAGAGUGAUCAGAAGUAAUCAGAUUCUGGACUGUAACAUCGCAUUAUUUUAGUAAAAUUCCCAUGAAAAAAGAUUCUUUGAACUCUCUUUGAAUAAUAUGUAUUAUAAACUUGUCAAUAUAUUCAUAUUUUCAAGUUUCACAAUUUUUCUGUAUUGAAGUUACUACCCUCACUGUCCCUGCACCUACUUUCAGAAAAAAAAUGUCGGAUGUAUGUAAUACGCUUUAGGUAAGUGACCAGCUUUCCUUAUGGCACCGGUUAUAUGUUGUGAUUGCAUCAAAUAUGACGUGACCUCAGAAAUACACCCACUCAGUUUGACAGGCUGGAGUAAUUUUAAAAUUAUUAGAUAAUAAUUUCUAGUGUUUCGUCUGCCCCAGUUGUCUGUCCAUGUUAUUCUGAUCUACUUUAGCUUGUCAUAUGUUGACAGAGAAGUUUUUAAAACAGUGCAUUAACUGUGUGUUGAGACGCAAAUAUAAGAUGCAUCUGUGAUGAUUUAUUUCCAAAUUCAGUGACUUACACACUCGAAACUCUUUUUCACUGAUCUUUAAAUUUAUGCUUCCAAGGUUUGCAAUUUCUAUCCCUAAAUAUGCUCCAUCAGAUCCUUACUUACCCCUGAUGUUUUAUGUCAUUGUUCAUCCCUUCCCCUCCCAUCUUAAGAUUCUUUUGAAUAUUGAAAUCAAAACUUUGGCGAUCACUACCUUUCAAAGUUUGGCAAGACCAGUGCAUUUGAACUCCCUCUUCACUAUAUUCCCCACAGUAGCAGAUGCAUGAAUUUCUACAAUGUAAGCUUCUCUCCCAGCACUUUAAUUCUGCUCUUUGCCUUUUUCAAUAAACAUUUUUACCAAUUGUCCCCACCUGCCAAUUGCAUUUAUUCUCGUCACUGGCUGUAUGUUUCUUUCUUCUUCUUUUUUAGUCCAUCAGUGUCUUAUCUCUUAUCUUCUGCACAACGAUAACAUCCUUUUAGCAUUGAAGUUUGCAUUAUUAUCACUUUACUGAAUGAUCUAUCUUUGAUUUGCAUUCUGAAUUAGCUUCCGCAUACUAUUAUUGCUAUUUCCAGAUAAUCCUUACACUACAGCUGAUAACUGGCUUCUGAAGGAAGACCUACCUCUUUCUUUUCGUCAACAAAUCGUAGAUUUUAUCAUGCAAAAUUCAGGACAACGUGACUUUUCGUUUGAUCCUUCAUUUCGAGAUCCUUACACAGGGGGUAAAUAUCGCAAUCUUCUAAUCUGAUGAAAGUGCGCCAGAAAUGCUUUACGCUUCAUUUUAUCUGACUGCUGAUCAUUAUGUAUGAUUUCUGAUAUCUUCAGCUAAUGCAUAUGUACCUGGAGGACCCUCUAGAAGAGAACCCUCCGUUCCUGUAGGUAUGUCCUUUCUAUUGGUUUCUCAGAUUGUAGUGUGUUCUUUAGUAGAUUGUUCACAUUUUUAAAUCAAUACUAUUUCUAAAAUUUCUUCAUUUCAUGUCUUCUUCUCAUGUGUCUUAGCCUAAGGCAUCUUUUAUCUGAUUCUCUUGUUUUACUAGUUGCAGUACAGAAUUCAACGAGGCCUACUUUCAAGCAUAUACCAAAGGUAAUCUCCUCUUGCGAUUUUUUUUCUCAUUGCAUCAAAUCUAUUUGUCUUAUUGCACAAAGCUUGCUCAUGCUUUUAUAUAAUUAAGUUAUAUCUUAUACUUUCUCAUUGCAUCAAACUUAUAUUGUCGAAUGAUUUUAAUACCUAAUUAUGCCGCAACAAAAAUGGGCAAACUGAGUCUUUUAUCUUAAUUAUUGUUUAAAAAACGACCACUUAAGUUGUGUCAAUUUUCGUUUUCCUAGUAGUUCAUGAAAUGAAAAUAUGAAAAAAAAAUUAUGUUUUUCUUUUAAUUUUUCUUGCAGAGAAUUUCUGCGGUUUAUUUUUUUAUGGGUUAGUCUACUUUUCGUCUUCUUUUUCUCUAGGACCAUCAAGAUUAUCAAUUUUAGUUUGAAUUUACUUUUCAGGAUCGAAACCUAAAUCCUCCCUGUUUUAUGUUUCAGAGAGGGAUGCUUUUAUUUGAUGUUGCUCAGUUUGAAGGGAUUCUUAAAAAGGUUGCAGAAUUCAACAAUUCUCUGUUUUCUGACUCUGUAAGUGCCCUUGGCUAGUUGAAUAUCUUGCAUUCGGAUUGAAAAAGUAUUUCCAAAGUGUUGAAAACAUUUUAUUUGAAUAUAAUUGUUUUUAAACUUGAGGUUCCUAGACAUACUUCCAGCUGUUAGAAUUAGCUAAAUUUGAAAACGAAAUACUUUAUUGGUGACCAUUCUUUGUACUUUCUUUGUAGGUUUUGUUGAUAUCCAAUAAUUUUUCUGGAUCUAGGCUAGAAUUUUUGUUGAAAACUUUUUCGACAAAAUUGUAUGCAGGUGCAGAAAGGCUUGUCACUAAGUGAAUUGGAGGUGUCAAGGCUUUCUGCCAUUGUCAAAGCAUUGAAAGAAACGUCCAGAUACCACACCAGUACAUUUGCGGACAGUGACCUCGCUUUACUGGUGAAAAUAUUGCGGUCUUGGCCCCUGUCAAUGUUGUUUCCGGGUAGUUAUCCAUUGUCCACCGCGAAAUUCUGUUGAACUUUAAUUCUUUAUUCCUUGUGUUCAUUCAAUAUCUAGUUUUUAAUCUGGUCUAUGAAUCUUCUUUCAUCUGAGCUCUGUACAGAUUCAGUGUUGUGUUAAAUAUGUCAAUGAACAGCUUGAACUGUUCAUCGGUUGAGAUCAUAAGUUUUAUCAAUAUUUGUACUCCUCUUCUAGUUCAGAAUUCCUGAUUUGGUUCUCUUACGCUAUUAUAAUUCAAAUUACUACCCGGACGUUCAAUGGUUUGGGAUCAAAAUGUUUAAUACUAGUAUGUUUAGUAACUGUCUAGUUGUUUGAUGUUUAUGUUCCAAGGAGCUUUACCAUUAACCACGAGAAUAUGUACCCAAAACUCACACAAAAGUUAGUUCUCAGUCCCCAGCAAGCUUAGGGGCUCCAAUUGUAGACUAUUUUUUCCACUGACCACCAAAAUACCCGAAUUAUAUAUUAACGAUUGUCGCAGUUGUAUAGUAGGUGAUGCAAUAGUCAUUUGAUUGCCUAAUUGUUUCUACUAGCAUCAAUGACAAUUUAUGCAGAGGUUGUGUUUCAUUUUUUUUUCUGUGAUUUGUCAUUUAUAAUUUUUUCUUUACUGACAUGGUAUGUUAUUUGGCAGUUAUUGACAUUUUAAGGGUAUUCAUUUUGCAUCCUGAAGGAAUGGGUUUACUCCUCAAACACGUUGAUGAGGGAAAUGGUAAAUGACGUACAAGUAACAUGGAUAUAUUUUCGUUCAAGAGUCUGCUAUACUUUCUGCUUUUUAGCUUCACUAAUAACCUAUUGCUCUUAGAAAGAUAUUGGAUCAUUGUAGGGCCUGCUUUGUGAUUAUUUUGCUUCAUCUUCUAAAAGUUUUGUGUUUAGAAUAACUGGUGCUCCAUGCCCUACUGCAGAUAUACUGAUGGAGAUGUUUAGGAAGGUGACGGUGUCCCCUGUUUUGGCAUCAAAUCUUUUAACAAUCACUAGGGCUAUUUCAAACCUCUUCAAGCAUUCCCGUUUCCAUAAGUGGUUGCACCUCCAUCACAGUGAGGUCAGUUUUUGUCUGCCUGUUUAUUAGGUUUUUCCAGUACUGGAAUUAAAUCUUGCCAGAGAGUGUUGUACCUCCUAAUUUGUGCAUACUUAUUUAUUUUGAAUAGUAUCUAUAUCAUAUAGUACCGCUAAAAGCAUACCCAUUGAGACCAGUAGCAUACUGAGCACUGAAAACAAUUUUUCAAUGUUUUCCUUUUCCCAUCGUACUUGUCUGCUGAAGUUCAAACUCUCCAGUGUUGAAUGUGAUUCUCAGAAGGCCUUCAUGUCAAUUGAAAUUUAGACUAUCAAAUAUGUCAGAAGUCGAGAGUUUAGUUGCUAUUUUUUACUUUAAAAACUUAACUUUUCCCAUUCAUUUUCUUGUUUAAACAACUGGACAAAGAUAAAAUAGUUUUCCAUCAACUAUUAAACCUUAGAUAGUUGCCAUAAAGGAUUUUGUGUUGCAUUUCUUAGAAUUGUUCGAGACUGCUUAACGAAUCCAUAUAUAUAGCACGGUAAGGAUGGCGAACUGUCCUAGUAUGUUUGAAUUCUUGUUAUGUAACAUUUUGUGAUUUUCUGCUCUCUAAGGGAUGAGAUAUAUUUAGGAGAGUUUUCCAGAACAUUCUUUUUAAAAUACUUGUAAAGUCCUUCCAAAACUGACCGGGAAUGUGAUAAGAUCUAAAAUCAGAGAGUGACAAACUUGUCUUAUUUGAUGAAAAUGAAGAGACAGAGACAGUGGAACCAGGAACAGACUGGAGAGUCGCAUACAACUCCCGAUCCAAAACCCCCAAACACUCUUGUUGAUCCAAGAUCACAAAACAACCGAUUUCUCCCCCCCAUUCCUUCCUCCCUUGCUCCUUAUAUCUUGCUCCUUGGUAUAACUUCCCUCCGCCUUAUUUAGGCAGUUAUUCACCUAAGUAACUGCUCCUCGCCAUAACUGCUCCUUGCCAUAACUGCUUAAGUAAUGCUGACCUUUACUCUCUUAUUAGGCUUUGGGCCUUCUUUUUAAAAUAUGUGCCUGGAGGCUUAUGAGAAUGCAACCGCAUGAACGAGUCGGAUGAAUAAAAAAAAAUCUGCAGUUGAAUGAUUCUUUACGACAGAAAUGGGUGAUGGGGUGUAAUCAAUCAUAGCUGAUCUAAAAUUGGGUGAGGUCCAUUCAUUGCUUAUAUGUGCUCAGAAAAUAUACAUUGCUUGUAGUGAAAUUUUAAAGUGAGAUGAACAGUGGAGUAUGCCUGUAUAUAGAGUGGUAUUCCACAACAUAUCCCAUAUUCCCUUUCUUCGUGUGUUUACUGGUUGUUCUGUGUCAUCAGUUUAUGGUGCUGUUUUCAUGGUUCUCAAUGGUAACUGGAAAUGCAAUACUUUGUUCACUUCCAAAUAUUUAGGAGGUUAUUGAUAAUAGUUUUUAUAAAUUAUGAGAUAAGGAUAACUUCCUUUUAGUCUUUUUUGUGAAUAAGAAGAUGAAGAUCGUCUAAUUUGUAUAUAUCCCAUUAUUUGAUUAUGUAGCUUUGUAUUAUAUAAUGUCAUCUGUGUCACUGAGUUCUCGAUCCUCAAUUAUUUUUCAUAAUAUCUUUUUAAAAAAACUGGCAUGCCUCCCCUAGGCCUUGCUGGUCUGGGAUUCUACCUCACGAAGGUAGGUAUUAGGCUAAACACUCUUUGGUGCCUUAUGUAGGGCAGGGGCUUGUGGGAUGCUCCAACUGCCCUGAUAUGUGUGUUCUUGUAGGCAUAGGUCUUCAUCAUCGAGAAAAAUGCCCUGACUGUUAAAAGAUUCUUAAUUUUUAAUUCCUCCCCAUCUCUCCUCAUUUCUCAUCUUGCGUCGUAAUUACUUGCUCACCCCUUAGAUGUUCACCUCUGUUCAGGUUUCUGUAGAAGGUCAGAAGUUGCUGCGUGUGACAUCAGCUAGAGAUGUUUUCAGUACUUAAUAAGUUCAAGCUAUCUAUUAUUUUAUUUGAUAUAGGAUAGAAAAAUGAGCAUUCAAUUAAACUUGGAUGCUUUCAAGAACCUAAUGGCAUGGUAUGGAACCAGGAGAUUUGGAUCUGCUCUUCUCGUGACAUAAUUAAAAGGAAGUUAUUAAAUCUUCGUUUUUUAUGUACUGUAAUUAGGAAAGCUUUUGUCUGAUAAUUUGUUGGAAACUUGAUCAGUCUUGGGUAAUUUCUCCUCAAAUUUUCAGAUUAUUGAUGUGCUGUCAAGUUGCAAGCAAUAUUUUAACAAGAACAUCUAUGUAUCGUACUCCACUCUUCUGUUGAAGUAAGUCUUUUAUGGAUCUUUUACUAAUUGUCAUUUAUAGUCGAAACUCUGUCUUGAAGGAAGUAGGCUGUUUAAGAAGCCGAAAUUCACCAAUCGUUCUGAAAAAUUAUUUAUUUUCUUUUUAAAGUUAUGCCGUUCUAUUGAUCGACAUCAAGGAUCAACAAGGUCAAGCUCAGAUUCUGUCGGCCGCUCUAGAUGUACGUUGUGUUCGAUGUGCAUUAUUCCAUCACCUCUAACAUUUCUGUUUCUAACGUAUGUUCCUCCUGGGAUGUGCUGUUUAGUGCUCUCACAAAUCUUCAUCGUCGGUUUUAAACAAAUGGCACGACGCCAUCUGGCUUUGUGCGCUGGCAAUAGUCUCUUUGUUAUAAUCAGUAAGAUGAUUACUCUUUCAGGUUGCAGAGGAUGUCAACCAAGAUGUCGUCUCAAGAUUUAGAUCUCUUGUUGCCGUUGGAUCACUUGUAUCCUUGAGUGAAGCAUCACUAGAAUGCCAUGUCUUCACCCGGUUAUCUUGCAUUCUCAUUCGGAUUUACCAGUGUUAUUAUGUUUAUAUCAAGAUUUCCUCUCCUUCGUUUAGAUUUAUGCUAAUUGGCUGCUCUGGUGUCUCACAUUUUGAUGCGUAUGGCCUCCAUCCUCCGUGCUCUGGCAGUCUGCGCUGUUUAUCUAUUUUCAUUCGAAUCCAACCAUGUAGAUCAGCCAUGGUGUUCAUACUUUGCUUUGGUCAACUAUUGCAUGAAUCUGGCUUUUGUUGGGAUCUUAGGAGCUGGCUUGUCUUUUAGUCAAAGGAACAUAGAAUAGUCAACCCAUCACAUUGUUGACCUGAGUUUCUGAGGUUUCUGGAGAGAUGUCCUCCAGGCUGCUGAGAAUGCUGCUCUACGUUUUACUCAAGACAGUGAGCCUGGUUUCUUAUCACAUAAAGCAAUUGACUGUGUACGGAUUAAUUUGGCCAAAUUCUUCUUCUUUGUGUUGGAUCCUUUGUGUUUGACCUCCAGGUUUUAUCCUUUGUGUUGGAUCGAUCGAUUUUCUUUGGGGACAUGGUUGACUGGAGUUUCUGAGGUUUCUAUAUAUAUAAUCAUAGCUUGCGGUACCUGCUGUGCAACUGCUCCAUGCUCGUUGCUUUCCUUGAUCAUAAUUCUGGAAACAGAUGCUGAGCGGGCUGGUGAAAUCCAUUGCCAUUGGGUUUGAUGUCAAAGCCAUAGCAGAGGCCGCGAAGGCAUCUCAGGAGGCAGAGAUUGCCCAAGUGGGAGCUGACAUUGAGCUCUUGAUAACCGAUCCAUGA
This is a messenger RNA of Spirodela intermedia, 17120 nucleotides long. The record is from the annotation of a GenBank genome assembly. Lineage: Eukaryota; Viridiplantae; Streptophyta; Magnoliopsida; Alismatales; Araceae.